AUGUUGGAAAAAUUCAUGCGCGCGAAGGAGGACCGGCCUACGCCUCCGGAAGUGUAUAAUAAGCGACUGUACUUUACCGUUAUGGCGAUCUCGAUGAGUCUGCUCAUGUUCGGAUACGAUACAUCCUUUAUCGGAACGACUUUGGAGAUCCCGAGCUUUACACGCGAUUUUGGGUUGGAUAAAAUGUCAUCAGGGAAGAAAAGUGACACGACAGGAAACCUCACUAGUGUCUUUUCUGUUGGAGCCUUCUUCGGUAGUCUCUUCAUGUUCUUCGUUUUUGAAGUCUUUGGACGACGCGUCAGUCUCCUCAUUGCGGAUGGUUUCGCCAUUCUAGGUGCCGUUAUGUGCACCGCCGCCAAUGGAAACCUCGGCGCUCUGUAUGCUGGUCGUGUAUUUUCUGGUUUCGGUGUCGGUGGCUUCGUGUCUGUUGUGCCGAACUAUAUCUCUGAGUUGUCCCCUCCAGCAGUCCGUGGUCGCAUGACGGGCAGAGAGGAGGAAGCGAUUAAAAGUUUUGCCUACCUUCGCAACCUCCCUGUCGAUCAUCACUACACCCAGGAAGAUGUUGGAUUCGUGAAGGCCCAGCUGGAAAUUGAGCGCGCCCUUACAUCCGAAGGUGAAAGCCAUACUCUCUGGCAGUACCUUGGAGCCGCAUUCAAGGAGGCAAAGAUGAAGGGUGUUCGCAACCGUUUUGGUCUUGUGAUUAUGAUGACUAUCUUCCAAGCUUGGGGUGGUGCAGUCGCGAUCAAUUACUACUCGCCCACCAUUUUCCGCUCUAUUGGAUUGGAGAACACGACCCUCUGGACCGGUGUUUAUGGAGUCAUCAAAUCGGUCUCUUCCAUAAUUUACUUCAUUUUCUUCAUCGAGGCAGCGGGGCGAAAAUGGCCUUGGAUUAUCUCCUGCAUUGGCUGUGGUACUUGCAUGUACUAUCUUGGAGCAUACAUCGACAUUAUGAAUCCAGAAUCUGCCAACCCACAGACUCUAUCGCAAGACGCUGCUGGCAAGGGCGCAGCGGCCGCAAUCAUGAUUUACGGAUUUUCAUGGUCAUUUGGCGCGAACGGAUUGCCACUCAUUAUUGCUUCUAAAAUUUUCACUCCCAGCCUUCGCAGUAUUGUUGAUUAUGAGGAGGAAGUUAUGCACGAGAAGGGCGAGAGUGUAGAGAUGGUGGAGGUUGUUUGA
Molecule: messenger RNA, 1176 nt
Organism: Penicillium macrosclerotiorum
Lineage: Eukaryota; Fungi; Ascomycota; Eurotiomycetes; Eurotiales; Aspergillaceae
Product: general substrate transporter
Exons: 4
Coding region: 1-1176 (391 amino acids)
Biological process (GO): carbohydrate transport; transmembrane transport
Cellular component (GO): membrane
Molecular function (GO): carbohydrate:proton symporter activity
Source: RefSeq, a predicted model, not a curated record